Photinus pyralis (common eastern firefly) is the source of this 1307-nucleotide messenger RNA. RefSeq lists its product as uncharacterized. Lineage: Eukaryota; Metazoa; Arthropoda; Insecta; Coleoptera; Lampyridae. The transcript is spliced from 4 exons. The record is from RefSeq and is a predicted model, not a curated record. Bases 513 to 1307 code for a protein of 264 amino acids.
CGUGCGUUAGGGGGGAUAUUUUCUGUUGGCAACUUGUUGGAAUGUGGAUAGCGAGUCACAUUGUACAUUGUAGAUGAAGUGAGUUAGAGUUGUCACAAUUCUGUACCUUGGAAGAAAAAGGGCCAAUCUCCAAAAUUACCAUUUUGAAUUGAAGUUUAUAACACUAUUAUACUUAUGUGCUUUCUACCUUUAUGUGUAAAAGAGGCCAAUCUCCUAGAACAUGUCAUUACUAAAAUAAAUUACUUCUUAAAGGCCAAUGUGACUAUUAGCUUCAAUUUUAAAAUGGCCAAUUUCCCACUUUGGCCUUAAGGUUGUUAUGUAUGAAACCAAAUAAAAGGGCCAAACUCCAUUUAUUGUGGACAUUGGCCUUAUGUUCUCUUGUAUUAAAGUGGACAUUGGCCUAUUUAAUAACGAACUAGCUAUACGCAAGUGCGAAUGGGUAAACACGUGCAACAGGUACAUUUUGCAAUUUUAACUUUCAUGUUGUGGUUGUGCAAGUGCAUUAGUUCAAAAUGUGCAGUAAAAGAACAAAAGAAAUUCUUAAAUUAUCAGCUAUGAAAUGUGGGAAUCGCAACGGUAAGCGGAAACAUUUUAAAUUAAUAAGUAAACUUAUUUUUAACUUUUCUCCUACAGAAUCUAUAGACCAGGUUAGUACUUCUGCAGAGAUGGAUUCCAGCCUUAUAGAAGUUUUACCGGCGUUGAUAUGUGGGUCCAGUAUUCAGUCUGCUGUGAAUCAAACACACCAGCAACUCUUACUGUCAACACCAUUAGGAGAUACUAUUUUAGAAACGUUCAUGGACCUACAGGCAGUUCCACCGGUACCUGUGGAGUCAAAUGAAUUCCAGCCACAAGAUCGAAAUGGAGAUUAUUUGGAAUUGGUGACGAUGCAGCAACAGAGUCCUUUAUGUUCUAUUGACGAGAAUCAUGGGUUUGAAGCAGUAGACGAGUACGAGGAUAUGGGAGAAGUAGACGUAUCGGACGAUCAGGACAAAGUACCUAAUGAAGAGGAGAUGAAUACAUCAAACGAAAAUGGUGAACUUGAAGAUAGCGUAACAGAUGACGGAAAAAGAAGAGUUGGAGAUGGCGGAAUGACAACUGAUGAGGAUACAACCAGAAAACAUGAUGUGCUUCAAGAUGAUGGAUCAGAUGACCGAAAAAAAAAAGGGUUGGAGGUGGUAGAAAGAGGACUGCUGAAGAAGAUAGAACCAGAAAACGUGUUAAGCAGCCCAAGACGUGGUCACAGACUCAAAGAAAGGAAAAAAGAGAAAGGGGGUUGGAAUAUACAACGAAAAAGGGGAAACAAAUAA